This is a messenger RNA of Mucor mucedo, 1596 nucleotides long. RefSeq lists its product as uncharacterized. The transcript has 6 exons. The record is from RefSeq and is a predicted model, not a curated record. Gene Ontology annotation, cellular component: cytoplasm. Gene Ontology annotation, molecular function: guanyl-nucleotide exchange factor activity; protein binding. Bases 1 to 1596 code for a protein of 531 amino acids. Lineage: Eukaryota; Fungi; Mucoromycota; Mucoromycetes; Mucorales; Mucoraceae.
AUGCAUCAUAUUGUUAAUCGUAAAUCAGUGCCCAACUCAACUUCCUCUCCUUCGUUGGUCAUGCCACCAACUUCCAAUAUCAAACGAUCUACUACAGGCACCAGCAUUUCUUCUUCCAAUUCAUCCAUCUCUGCCAACACCAUAUCAUCCAGCAAACGUAAUAAUUGGCACUUCACUCAUUGGUUCUCGCAUCCGCCUUUACCCAUGGUAUCCAAUACACCUAGCCCCUCUGCAUUGAAACGAGCUCGUGUCAUUCAGGAGUUGAUAGCAACAGAAAGAAAUUACCAGACUGAUAUGGAAUUGGUUAAGGAGGUGUAUUACGACGAAGCACAACAAGUGCUAUCAAAGAUAGAAAUGAAGCACAUCUUUAUUAACUUACUAGACAUUCUCUCUUUUGAAAAAGAGUUUGAAAUCGUGGCUUCUACUGCUGAAAACCACCCAGAUUAUGAACAAUUAAUCAUUGUCACACACGAAAUUCAACAAAUGGCAGAUCAUAUUAAUGAAAUGAAGCGAAGGAAAGAUAUGGUAGAACAGUUGAUUUGGAUCAAUAAGAAAUUCACAAGAAGAGUGCAUCGCAAGAAACAAACAUUGAGCACACAAGAUGCUUCCUUCGAUGACCUUUUUAAGCAGUUUGAAGCAAGGCAGGAAAUUGCCAAGCAAUUCGAACGAGGUGUACAAGAUUGGUUAGUAAAAAUUAAACAAAACGUACAUGCAUUAUCAGACGUUGUCAAUAGUCUAGAUGCAGUGUACGGGGAUUCCGAUGGUAUAGGCCUUAGAAGUAUGCGUGCAUUUAAGAAACUGGAAACACUUGUUCAAGAAGCAGUUUACAAUAGAAUAGAAUCAUAUUUAAAAUUAUUUAAAAAUCCAUCACACAUUAUUCAAAAACGAACUCGAAAAUUAAUGGAUUAUGAUCGAGCACGACAUUUAAUUAGUAAAGGAGAAGUGCCCGACAAACAGUUACAGAUAUCGGCAGAACAGUACAUUUCCUUAAAUGCUCACCUAUUGGACGAAUUACCCAUCUUUCUGUCUCUCACUGUUACCUAUUUCGAUAUUAUCAUUAGCGAAUUCGCUCGUGUACAAUCCAUUUAUUGGCGAAGAUCCAAGCUCGAAUGGAAAACACUCACCAUUGAACAACCCUUUGGUAAAGAACCUGUAUGGUCCACUAUCGAAGCCGACUACAAAGCAACUGUAAAACGUUUACAACCUCGUCUAAAUGAACUCGGCUCCAAACCAAGAGACAGUGGCUACUUUGUCACCCCUCCUCCUCCUCCUCCUGUAGAACAAGGACAGGCGAUAGUAGAAAAGAGACAAAAAUCAAAAUCCAACAACAAGAAGUAUGACAGUUUAUUUAGUGAAUCACAACCUAUAUUUCAAUGUACAGCACUAUUCGAUUAUAAAUCGCCUGAAGGGCUCAUAGUACGCGAGGGCGAUUUAAUACAGAUUUGGUUACCGACCCAUACCAUGCAUAAUAAUAGUGACACGGCCACCAUUUCCACCAACGCAUCUUCAACUGAAUGGUGGUAUGGCAACUUGACUAAGAAUCCCGAAGUGUAUGGUUGGUUGCCUUCAACCAUUUGUGAAAAAGUCUUGAAUUAA